ACGGAAUCAUGUUUUAGGGAUUAGGUCUCUCUCUCUCUCUCUCUUUUCUAAAUCCGCCAUGAAAAAGCUAAAGCUGAAGCAGCUCGCUUCAGAUGAUGAUGAUCGUCUCACCAUUUCAAAAUGCAACACAUGUACACCUUCUUCUUCUUCUUCUUCUUCACUCUCCGAUUCGAUCCCACCCGAUGUCUUUACGGAAAUCAUCUCGAGACUGCCAGCAAAAUCAAUCCCCAACUGUCGCCGCGUGUCGAAAUCUUGGGCGGCCACACUCCGCAGCUCCGAUUUCGACGAGCUGUUCCUGACCAAGUCACCUAACCAGCCUCUGAUUCUGUUCGCCUUCAUGAUUGAAGACCGGUUACCUUUCUUCACUUCACCUCAAGAUCACGAGGACUCGUCGUCUCUCGAAGCCACUCGUCACCAUACUUAUCUACAAAUCGAUCGUUUCUCUAAGAUCACUCCACCUGUUCGUGGAUUGCUCUGUAUCGAAGAUAAGCGAAGGAUGCUUGUGAUUUGCAAUCCAAUCACAGGUGAAUCUGUUACUCUACCUAAACCGGAAUCGAAUCUGAUGUGGUCUAGAAGCGUUUUGGGAUAUGAGCCGGUUGAGAAACAAUUCAAGGUGUUUUGCACUACUUGGUCACCGCACCAUCCGUUGAAUACUCUUGGAGAGCAUUAUGUUCUGACGUUAGGAAAUGGUAGUAAAACGGAUUGGAGAAUGGUCGAAUCUUGGAAACCUUAUCGUCCUGUGUUUGAUGGUGGGAUUUGUAUCAAUGGUGUUUUGUAUUAUUUUGGUAGCUAUCCAGAUGAUGUUGUGAUUGUUUGUUUCGAUGUUAGGUUCGAGAAGUUGAGCUUUAUCCACAAACCUAAAGGGAUGAGACAGAUUCAAUUUGAUUCGAGAUUGGUUAACCGCAAGGGUCGAUUGGGUGUGAUUCAGUGUUCCAACUCCCGGAAAAUUAGUGGAAGCACUACUAAAAGUUUUGAUUUGUGGGUUCUUGAGGAUGACAAGAAACAUGUAUGGACGAAGCGUAUCUACGUCUUGCCUAUUCCAUGGAGGAAAAUGGUCGGAAGCACCAAGCUGCGCGUUCUUGGAAUGACUGCUUUGAUGUCAAAACUUUGCUAAAGCUUUCAAGGGCGAGCUCAAGCUUGCAUCCAUAGUCAAGACAUGUGGGCACAGUUCAGUUAAGCUACUUUACCUCCACAUACUGUUUCACACAAGAAAAGCAAUGACGGUGAAUGCAUCUGUGAUCUGUCAGUAAAGAGUAUGCCCUCAACAUCGGUUUCUUCAUGAAAAAUGACACAAUUUUCUCCAUGUGAUGCCUCCUCCACAUUUACGCUACUGCGUAAGCUUUGAGAGUCUAUUUCUUAUCUUGCAAGUCUAUAAGAAAACUUAACAUC
Molecule: messenger RNA, 1389 nt
Organism: Camelina sativa (false flax)
Lineage: Eukaryota; Viridiplantae; Streptophyta; Magnoliopsida; Brassicales; Brassicaceae
Source: RefSeq, a predicted model, not a curated record